Molecule: messenger RNA, 2350 nt
Organism: Hibiscus syriacus
Lineage: Eukaryota; Viridiplantae; Streptophyta; Magnoliopsida; Malvales; Malvaceae
Product: glutamyl-tRNA reductase 1, chloroplastic-like
Exons: 3
Coding region: 307-1986 (559 amino acids)
Biological process (GO): tetrapyrrole biosynthetic process
Molecular function (GO): NADP binding; glutamyl-tRNA reductase (NADP+) activity
Source: RefSeq, a predicted model, not a curated record
UUCAAUUUUCCCACAUUUUACUUUUUCUUUUCCCCCAACAGAAAGCUUGAAUUGACCGGUCGUUGGUUGAAUUUUGGUUUGGGUCAAUUGUUUCAUACCAAAUAAACUAAACUAAACCCACCACUGCAUUUAUUCAACCAUAGACAAAUACGUAAUCAAACCACACGCCUUUUCCCUCGAUUUUAGGAAAUAUUAUAAAUACCCAUUCAAUGCUCACGCUCAAUUUCUCCCUUCAAUUUGUGUUUCUGGGUUUUAAUAUAUUUUGGGGGUUUAGAUCGUGAGUUUUUUUUCAAAUUUUCCAACAUCAUGGCGAUUUCUUCGAGUUUUUCCGGCGCUAAAUUGGAGAAUGUGUUGAUGAAUUAUUGUUCAUCGUCUUCGGCUACUUUUUCCCGAGCUUAUUUUCCUUAUCAGCAACAAUUAAAGGUCUUUAACAAGGCUAAUCGUGGAAUGAAAGGUACGCUUUCGAGGAGUGGAGGAAUUAGAUGUGAAGCCGCUGAAUCCAACGCCGCUUUGGAAGUCGAAAAAAUCUAUUCUUCCAAGACUGCCGCACUCUCUGCUCUUGAACAACUCAAGACAUCCGCAGCUGACAGAUAUACAAAGGAAAGGAGCAGCAUUGUUGUCAUAGGGCUCAGUGUUCACACUGCCCCUGUGGAGAUGCGUGAGAAACUCGCCAUUCCUGAAGCAGAAUGGCCACGAGCCAUUGGGGAGUUAUGCAGUUUGAAUCAUAUAGAAGAGGCUGCUGUUCUUAGCACCUGUAACAGGAUUGAAAUAUAUGUUGUGGCUCUGUCCCAACAUCGUGGAGUCAAAGAAGUAACGGAAUGGAUGUCAAAGACUAGUGGCGUCCCAGUUUCAGAGAUUUGCAAGCACCAGUUUUUGUUGUACAACAAGGAUGCUACCCAACACCUAUUUAAAGUAUCGGCUGGUCUCGAUUCUCUUGUUCUUGGAGAAGGUCAAAUUCUUGCACAAGUUAAACAAGUUCUCAAAGCCGGAGAAGGUGUCCUUGGUUUUGGAAGGAACAUACAUAUGAUGUUCAAGUGUGCUUCUACUGUUGGAAAACGUGUUAGAACUGAUACUAAUAUUGCUGCUGGAGCUGUUUCUGUUAGCUCCGCUGCUGUUGAACUAGCAUUAAUGAAGCUUCCCAAGUCCUCACACGCUACUGCUCGAAUGUUAGUUAUUGGAGCUGGAAAGAUGGGAAAGCUUGUGAUCAAGCACUUGGUAUCAAAAGGUUGCACCAAGAUGGUUGUUGUUAACCGAAGUGAAGAGAGAGUUGCAGCAAUCCGUGAAGAGCUGAAACUUGAGGCAAAAGGUGAGGCGAAAAGUGUUGAGAUUAUUUACAGACCCCUUACAGACAUGCUCGCUUGUUCAGCUGAAGCUGAUGUGGUCUUCACCAGUACAGCAUCUGAAACACCACUGUUUUUAAAAGAGCAUGUUGAGAAUCUUCCCCCGGUCAGUUCUGAAGUCGGUGGUUUGAGGUUAUUCAUCGAUAUCUCUGUUCCACGUAAUGUAGGAUCAUGUGUCACCGAUGUUGGAGGUGCACGAAUUUACAAUGUUGAUGACCUGAAAGAGGUUGUAGCUGCUAAUAAGGAGGACCGACUACGGAAAGCAAUGGAAGCACAGUCCAUCAUUGCUGAAGAAUUGAGAGAGUUUGAAGCAUGGAGGGAUUCACUGGAAACUGUUCCUACACUCAAGAAGUUGAGAGCCUAUGCCGAAAGAAUUAGAGAUGCGGAGUUCAAUAAAUGUUUAUCAAAGAUGGGUGAUGAUAUCCCAAAGAAAUCAAAGAAGGCAAUUGAAGAUCUCAGCCGUGGUAUCGUGAAUAAACUUCUCCACGGUCCAAUGCAGCACCUGAGAUGUGAUGAUAGGGACAAUAGAACUCUAGACGAGGUCCUUGAGAACAUGCAUGCGCUUAACAGAAUGUUCGGCCUCGAGUCAGAUAUGUCACUUUUCGAACAGAAAAUUAGAGAAAAGAUAGAAAAAGGCCAAAAGUAAGCAUCGAAUACAGAACCUCUAACACUACAAUCAACUACCCUUCCUCACAAUCGAAUAAGAGAACUUCCUUGGUCUGUCACACUUGCAACAGAGUAGCUAAUCGAUCUAACUGAUUUGAGGCCCUUGUGGAGCAGCUUUUCAAUUGAUUAAUUGGUGUAAAACACCAUUGCUCGGCCCUAAUUUGUGGUUAAAGCAUUUCUACUGUGUUAUGUAGUGUCUUUCGGCUUUAUAGAUUCCAGUAUGAGGUAAGCUUGAACCCUGUAUGGGUUCAUCUUUAUAAUUUUCUAUUGAUAUCAAUGGGAACAAUUAAUACAUGUAAUUCAUUUACUACUUAUUUUAAUAUAGUGCUGAAAUUUUCUGCAAA